GUACAGUGUUUCGUUUUCUGCGGGGUGGAGUGAGGCUAAGAACUGAAAUCAGGCAUAUUAAUUUCCCCUCCCGCAUCUUCCCUCGCUAUUUUUUACCAUAUUCCAUUCACCAUCCACCAUGGAUGAAUAAAAAUGAAUCCAGUUCUGAUGGCAAAUUCCAUACUAGAAUAAAUAAUCAUUCUUUUGUUUUCCUUUCUCUUGAAGCAAACAAAGGAAUUAGCUCACUUCAAUUGUUUGGCUCGUUGUUUUGUUUCAGUUGCAACUUCCUUUGUCAACUAGUAACUGUACAUUCCCCUUUUCUUUUUUUUCUUUUCUUGUUAAAGCAUCGAAAUUAAUUUCACUGUUUUUAUCACUUCCACUCGUUCUUGAGAUGUCUGUUUAAAUCCACCUUGCGAAUUCCCAAAAUACCAAUUGCCUUUUCCCGCUCCCGUGACUUUCCUCCCCCUUUCUUCUUCCCGGUUUCUUCGCUUCUUCUCUGGGUUUCCCGCCAAAGUUAAAAGCUAUCAGCGCUGCAGGUUACCAGGGCUAAACAGCCGCACUGUUUCUACUCAAUGGACCAUAGUGACAGGACUAUGUUAGGUGACAAAGCAUUACAAUCUCUUGGUGGUGAGAAACCACAUAUAUGGUCAUCUCUUGAAGGUGGACCUCCAAUUGAUAUAGGAAAACAAAUUUUCUGCAACAGAUCAUUGAAUAUGAGGAAUAUUGUUGCUAUUGGAUUUGAUAUGGAUUAUACCCUAGCACAAUACAAGCCUGAGACGUUUGAGUCCCUUGCAUAUGAAGGCACAGUAAGAAAAUUGGUGUAUGAUUUGGGCUAUCCUCAAGAGUUACUAGAGUGGACUUUUGAUUGGAAAUACAUGGUUAGAGGUUUGGUUCUUGACAAAAAGAGAGGCAACAUUUUAAAGAUGGAUCGACAUAAAUAUGUGAAAGUAGCAUACCAUGGAUUCAGAGAGUUGUCCAAGGAAGAUAAAGUUGGCACCUACGGAAAUACAUUCAUACGGGAUUCCUUUGAUGAGCCAGAUUAUGCCCUUAUUGAUACACUAUUUUCACUAGCUGAAGCGUACUUGUUUGCUCAACUUGUUGAUUUGAGGGACAAUAAUCCUGGAAAAGUUCCAGAGGGUGCUGAUUACCCUCGCAUGUACAAAGAUGUACGGGCUGCAGUUGAUUUGUGCCAUCGGGAUGGAACCUUAAAGCAAGUGGUUGCAAAGGAUCCUAAAAGGUAUAUCAAUGAGGACACUUCUAUAGUACCUAUGCUCAAAAUGCUGAGGAAUUCUGGCCGUUUAACUUUCUUGGUGACAAAUAGUUUAUGGGACUACACAAAUAUUGUAAUGAAUUUUCUCUGUGCAUCGCAUAAGUUGGAAGGUGGUAUUACAUGCAAGUUUGAUUGGCUCCAAUAUUUUGAUGUUGUCAUCACUGGCAGCGCAAAACCUGGCUUCUUCCUUGAAGACAAUCGUGCCAAUAUUUUUGAGGUUGAACCUGAGUCUGGAAUGCUCCUCAAUACUGACAAUGGCACUCCUAUGCCUCAGGUGGGAAGUACUUCACCAAAAAUGCUGCCGAAGGGAUUAAACAAAAGAUACCGAGUUUUCCAGGGAGGCAGUGUUGGUCAUCUACAUAAGUUGCUUUCUAUCGAGUCAAGUACACAGGUUCUCUAUGUUGGGGAUCAUAUCUAUGGAGAUAUUUUGCGCAGCAAGAAGGUUCUCGGAUGGAGAACGAUGCUUGUUGUUCCAGAGCUUGAGAGGGAGGUUGAAUUGCUUUGGGAAUUAAGAGAUACGCGAAAGCAACUAAGGUUGUUGAGGAAUGAGCGUGAUCUUGUUGAAGACCGAGUUCAUCAUUUGAAGUGGUCUCUCAAAUUUGAAAGUCUUGGUGAUGAUGAAAAGCAGAAUAUGAUUUCAAGUCUGGGUGAAUUGGAGUCGCGAAGGGAUCAAGUGCGUCUCGCUCAUCAACAGGCUCAAGGAGAUUAUCACCAAAAGUUCCAUAAGAUCUGGGGGCAACUCAUGAAGACUGGCUAUCAGAACUCUCGCUUUGCUCAUCAGGUUGAGAGAUUUGCAUGUCUUUACACUAGCCAGGUCUCUAACUUAAGCUUGUAUUCCCCAGACAAAUGCUAUAGGCCAAGUGAAGAUUUCAUGCCUCACGAAUUUCAUAUUCUUCCCUCUUGAAAAGUGAAAACUGUUCCCUGACCGACAACUGAACGUAGAAGCAAAUAAUUUUUGUUCUGUUCUGGUGCCGCAGAAGUAGUAAAGCCGGAUCCUCGUAUUCAUCUUAACCCCUUAAUCAACGAGAUUCAUUGUACUUAAAUUUCCCCGUUUACAUUCUUACUCAAAAAAAUGCUUCUAGUGAUCGAUACUCGUUUAGUACAUGCUGUGUUCUUUCUUUUUUUCUUCUUAAAAAUAAAGUUUGACAUAAGUAUUAUA
This is a messenger RNA of Gossypium raimondii (Peruvian cotton), 2408 nucleotides long. RefSeq lists its product as uncharacterized. The record is from RefSeq and is a predicted model, not a curated record. Bases 552 to 2153 code for a protein of 533 amino acids. The transcript has 17 exons. Gene Ontology annotation, molecular function: 5'-nucleotidase activity. Lineage: Eukaryota; Viridiplantae; Streptophyta; Magnoliopsida; Malvales; Malvaceae.